AGCGCUUGGGGAGACAGGAAUAUAUUCAUGCUCGCUGAUGCGGACGUAACAUACUUAAUUGAAAAACCAACGGCUUUGUAAUUUGUAGUUUUGGCGAAACGUAUAUUUUCCGUCGUUCAUUGACACCAAAUAACACGUUAUUCACAAAGGAUGUCUUCGGUUCUGUGUACAGAAGAAAUAUGUCACAUAACACAAAAAUCUGGAUGAAUUUUUUUUUUCCAUGCGAUGUAACACUCAUUAUUUAGUGAAACGAUGAAGGUUAUUCAUCGAGCGCGUGGUUUUGUAAUAGGGCUAUAAGUCGUCCGUUUUUAACCGUCGUUUUCUGCAAGUACGCACUUACGAGGGAGUGCGUGCCAAGGAGAUAACUUAAAGGAUUCUGGUGGCAUCGGCGUCCAAAUUAAACCAUACGAUUCUGUCGCUUCCUUUCGUUUGAUCAAGCAGCUGCAGAAACAUUGAACUCUCCGAGUUUAUAUGCAACUGCGCCGCCUCGAUCAACUUAGAAUAAAAACCGACGACAAGGAUUAGCAUAGAAACGGAGUGCACUAAUUUACGCAACGAAUGGGUUUCUUAACAAACGUGGAAGUUUUCGCUUUCGCGAUGUCUUUAUUCCUGAUGACUCUUGCAGCCUUGGUUAUGAAUUUCCUGGUUUGUUUGGUGGUUUAUAGGAGCAAGGAACUCAGGCGACACAUCUCCAGUGUGUUUAUCGUGAAUCUCGCAAUCUGCGAUUUUUUUAUGGCUGUUUUCGCCAUGCCGUAUUCUUUUGGAGCAAUUGUGGCCGACAAAUGGCCAUUUGGUAACUUUUGGUGUCAAACCAGUGCGUUUUGGAAUAUGGUGUUAGGGCUCGCAGCCGUAUUAACGCUCGCUACCAUAUCCGCGGACCGCUAUAUUGCAGUUUGCAAGCCUCUGCAGUACAGAGCCAAAAUGACAGUUCAAUGUGCGUUAGCGAUGAUAUCUUUCGUAUGGUUGCAAUCCAUAAUAUUCUCUCUCAUACCAAUAGGGUUUGGUUGGUACGAAUUCAAUACGCGAUAUUUCUUCUGUACAUUUCCGUCUGAUCUUCAGGACAUAAACUUCCUGGUGUUCACAGCGGCUACUUAUGCAGCCAAUGCUGGCGUUUCGCUCUUUGUUAUGUUGGUGACUUACUAUAAAAUUUUCAACGUGGCAAAGCUGCACUCUCGCAGAAUCGGACAUGCUGUUAUUACCGCAAUACAUCUCGCACCUGUUCGUGGACCCUUAUCCACUGAAUCAAGUCGUCAGCGAGAAUUCAAGGCAGCGAGGAAAAUUCUCUUCGUGAUUGGUGCGUUUUUGUGUUGUUUGGCACCGUAUACAACGCUCCGCAUCCUUGAGCUGAGAGAAAACGGCUUGUCGCUAAGCCAUACUGUAACAAUCUCUUUAAGGUGGAUUGCCUUUCUAAAGAGUGCUAUAGAUCCUUUUAUAUAUGGUCUUCUUCAGAGGCGAUUUCGGCGAGCAUUGUUGGAAUUAUUUCUUGGGACACAAAGGGCUCGUUUAGCGAGAGGUUCUUUACCUUGUGGUCAUGUUAGAAUGAAUGUGAGGGCUAAGAGGCAGUCAUCGCAAAGCGAAACGGGGACAUUUGUAACCGUUGCAACGAAACGAAGUUCCAUCGAGUGAAAAGAUGUAAAUGUUAUCAAGAUGGUAUACAUUACUGCGAUCCCUUAUUUUUGACAUGAGUGCAAAUUUGUUGGCUCAAUUGUGGUUCGCUUUACUAUAAGAGGAAAAACUGCUCGAAAAUAGCGAGCACAGGUAAUAAAAAAGCGCAUUUUACUUGUUAAUUUUGUGCAUGAAAACGAUAUCUAAUUUUUACAGGGGAGCCAAAUAGUCAUCUUUUCAUAAUCACACAUUGCUAGCAGUUUGUUUAUCUCCAUUAAAAUUUACAUCUCUGGGAAUGAAAGCAUAUGUUUUAUCGUUGCGUUGUGAAAAUUUUUUGCCAUUCAUCCAAAAACUGAAAAUUUUUUUUCGCUAAUGUCGCAAAGCCAUAGCUUCGUUGCCCUUUUUUAUUUUUUUUGUCAAAUUAGGGAGACAUAUGAACAAGCCAUUGGAAAGCAAGUGACCCUUUUAAAUCUUCUCCGGAAAGGAAAAUUUUAAGUAAACAAUCUAUGACAAACAAAAACCAUUCCUGCUGAAAGUUUUAAUUACUAUGCUCUUAUUUCGCGAUUACUGAAAAGCUCUCUGCAAGAGUGAGAACCGGCGUAAUCAAAACAAACUCGAAAAUGGGAAUAAUUCUUUUUAGGACGUGAACGUAACACAAUUCUGAGUCAGAGACCUGGCUGGUAAUUAUUUUACUUAACAGAGAAACCAUCCCCGUGAAUAAAUUGGAAGGGUUUUGAUUAAAAGGUUUGAUAUUAUUCGUGCUAAGUGUUACAUCUUUGUUCAAAAAUGUUUUUAGAGGUAUUCUUUUGGAAAGAAAAUGAGUAGAUCAGCCUUAACAUUUAUAUUCAUAUGCAUUUCUGUCGCUGCAAGAGGAUUAAUAUUUGUGAAAUAUAGAAUAUACUAAAGAAUUGCUACGUUUUUGUACCAUGAUCGCCACGAAGAUAUAAAUCAAGAACAUUGAUUGAAAUGCAGAAUAAAUAGGAUAACCACGUAUUUUUAUAUAUAAUCGUUUUCACUGAUGGGGACUUUUUCAUUCUUUGAUGACUUUGAUGAAAACUUGAAUGACGAACCUCAAUGAAAAGGAAAUUUUUGGACUUUAUUUUGCGCGAGCGACCGAGCUGACCUAGUCCCCUGGAAAAGUGAUAUGUAAAUGUAAAUUUAGU
This is a messenger RNA of Pocillopora verrucosa, 2768 nucleotides long. Its product is annotated as G-protein coupled receptor 26-like. Gene Ontology annotation, cellular component: membrane. The record is from RefSeq and is a predicted model, not a curated record. Gene Ontology annotation, biological process: adenylate cyclase-activating G protein-coupled receptor signaling pathway. Gene Ontology annotation, molecular function: G protein-coupled receptor activity. Lineage: Eukaryota; Metazoa; Cnidaria; Anthozoa; Scleractinia; Pocilloporidae.